Spodoptera litura is the source of this 3276-nucleotide messenger RNA. RefSeq names its product LMBR1-like protein lilipod (gene lili). Gene Ontology annotation, cellular component: plasma membrane. Gene Ontology annotation, molecular function: transmembrane signaling receptor activity. Gene Ontology annotation, biological process: signal transduction. NCBI's taxonomy places the organism in Eukaryota, Metazoa, Arthropoda, Insecta, Lepidoptera, Noctuidae. The record is from RefSeq and is a predicted model, not a curated record.
UUCCGUCAUUCGCUCAUUAUAAAUCAGUCGUGUUUUUAUUACAUUCACAAUUUCGUUGCGUUGCGUGCUACUUUAAAAUAUUUUCAAUAACAAUCAUCUUCGUCUAAUCUCGUCAGUAGUGUCGGUGGUGUGGUGAAUAUAAAAUUUAAAGUGUUGUGAAAAAGACGGUGUUUUGUUUAUAAUUCUUGAUAACAUGUAAUGUUUUUUGAAAAUGAAGUGCUAUUUCAAUGGUAGGCUCAGCAAAGGAACACCAAUAUUUGUCAAAAGAUAAGAAGUUUGCAAAAACGGUACAAUGGAUGAUGAUGAGGCAGACUUGCGCGAGCAGAUAUUCCACAAUAAUGUCAGGGAGCAAAUUAUAUUCCUUCUACUAUUCAUAUUACUAUACCUUGUGUCAUUUAUGCUAAUUGAAAAGUUCCGACGUCGAGACAGCGAGGAUUACUUCACUGGAGAUGAAGAUGAAGUGAAAGUUUACAGAAUCAGUCUCUGGCUGUGCACCUUUGCACUAGCCGUGUCACUGGGCUCCGCUCUCUUACUGCCUGUAUCUAUAGUCAGCAAUGAAGUACUCAUACUAUACCCUAACAGUUAUUAUGUCAAAUGGCUCAACAGCUCUCUCAUUCAAGGGUUAUGGAACCACGUAUUCCUAUUUUCCAAUCUGUCAAUGUUCGUGUUCCUGCCUUUCGCGUAUCUGUUCUCGGAGUCGUCCGGGUUCCCUGGGUGUAGGGGAUUGAGGGGCAGAGUGUACGAGACCUUCAUAGUCCUCGCGUUACUUGGUGUUGCUAUGCUGGGCCUGGCCUACGUUAUCUCAGCCUGGUUGGAAGGCGACCGAUCCAGUAUUGAUGCUCUGCUUAAUUUGUGGACAUACCUACCUUUCCUGUAUUCCUGUGUGUCGUUCGUUGGAGUUCUUAUGUUACUAGUAUUCACUCCGCUCGGCUUCGUGAGAUUGUUCGGCGUGGUGGGCGGGGUGCUCGUCAAGCCUCAGUUCCUCAGGGACCUCAACGAGGAGUACUACGUGUACUCUUUCGAAGAGGACACUAUCAGGCGGCGUAUCAACAAUGCUGUCUCUACAGGAGUGGGCUACAUAUCCCCCGAGCCCAUGUACCCUGACCGCGGUGACAUAUCGGCCCCAUUGGACGCUGAUGUGUCAAUAUCGAAGGACAGCCAACGAGCUGCCGAGAAACGGGGCAAGGAGACACCCUUGCUUCGUCUGAGGAAUGGCGCCCUUCAAGCCGGACUGAACGAAAGGCUGCACAGAGUCGUGGCUAUGAGGAAGGAGGUAGAGGGUCAACGCAAGACAUCGUCCCUUCAACGCAACGUGGUGUACCCACUGGCGAUGUUGUUACUGUUAGCACUCACCACCAUCACAGUGCUCAUGGUGCUGCAGAACACGCUCGAACUGCUCAUCGGAAUCAAAGCAUUGCCACUUAGCACACGGCAAUUCACGCUGGGCAUAGCGUCGCUGUCGAAGCUGGGGUGUGCGGGCGCGGUGCUGGAGGCGUUCCUGAUCGUGUACCUGUACGCGGCGUCGCUGACGGGGCUGGGCACGCCGCUGCGCGCGCUGCGCCUGCUGCCGCGCGCGCGCCGCACGCCGCUCGCGCGCAUCAUCGCGCACUGCACGCUACUCCUCGCGUACUCCACUGCGCAUCCACUACUCGUCAAGAUGCUCGGCAUAACGAACUUCGAUUUGCUGGGUGAAUUUGGGCGCAUCGAAUGGCUGGGGAACUUCAAGCUGGUUCUGUUAUACAAUGCCAUAUUCGCGGGCACGGUGACGCUGUGCCUUGUCAGCAAGUUCACGGCUAGCGUGAGGCGUGAGCUGUACAACAGAUUCAGGUGGAUUGCAGAUGUUUUCACUUUCCAAGAGGAAACAAGGCCCAAAGUAGUUCCAAAAACUGCAUUAAAUGCAACACAAGCAUCUUUAGAAAGAAGCCCAGCUCCUGAGAAGCUUGAAAAUGUUGACACUGAAGAUGCCAAGACAAAGUGACAAGUGAUGGUGGUGAUAAUAAUAUUAUGUGGAAUUAGAAAAAAAUGUCCUGUUAAAUCGCUAUUCAAAAUAAACCAAAGUCUAGGGCAAAGAUUUAAGUUAUGGAUUUGACUGUAUAUUGCACUCAAAUAUCUAUUGAGUGCAAAUUUUAUUGCUUGCCUUGCCUCCAAUUUUUAUUGAACACCUUAAAAAAUGUGAAAGAUUCAUUGGGCUGAUUUUUUAAACGCCAGGUACCUACCUAAUUAAAUUGGAAGAAUCUUUUUGUAGUUUUAACAACUGAACUGUACAGUUGGCACAAUGGCUGGGCAACCGGCUGCCGCGCAGCAUGUCAGGGUGUGCGAUUCGAGCACGGAACAACUCUUUGUAUGAUCUAUAAGUUCUUGUUCCGGGUUUGGGUGUCAGUGGAUGUGAAAUUGUAUGUUCUGAAACGCGACCGCGACAAGCGAAAUUCCUAGUGUGGGGUUUUUAGUGUUAAAAACGCGUGUUAUAAAACAUUCUAUUUUAUUCUACUGCUAAAAAUUAAGAUUUGAUUGAAAAAUCGGCCCUAAUUGUUUAAAAAUGCAUUUUAUGUGAUGAUGAAUGUGAUAAGACUUGUCAUAAGCUUGCACAAAUACAACAGCGAAGCAAUCAAAUUACUUUUAUACAUUAUAAUAAGGCAAAAAUGUGAUAGCAAAGUAAUGAAACUUUAUUCAUAAACAAUCUAUUUGCAAUCAAACAAGAGUAAUCUUUACAUUUUUAUAAGAGUAAAACUCUCAAUUUACGCCGACGCGGAAUGGAAUGGAAGCUUCAAUUUCACCUCGUAACAUAACGUGUAAGAUUCUUGGCAGCUUAUUGCUGGGACCUAUCACCUAUCCAACUAACUCUCUACUCCCUCCACUGGAUUCUACAGACAGCGUCGGAGUCAGGGGAAUUCUCGAGAAUGCGCGAGGCAAGUGCGAUGAUACCUUGAAGGACAAGCAAUUUUUUUUGGUUCUUUUCUAGUUUGUAUGUUCUACAACUACACAGCCAUAAUGAUAUCCUUUAUCAUUAUGGCUGUGUAAAUUAAUAUUUGUUCGAAAUAAUUGCUUCCAUUCUAUUUCGCAAAGUUUCUGAAACACAAAAAUGAGCCUAAAUCCUAGACUUGAUGCCUGUAACUCAUGGAAAAUAAUUAUCUAUAAAACAUGUAUUAUGUAUAUAAUUUAAUAUGAGAUGUGUCUCCACUGCAAUAUCUGUGAUGAAUUAAUAUAGUUAUUCUGUAUUUAUUGGUAUGAUUGUAAAUAUUGUGAUUGUAAAAAUAAUAAAUUAUGUACACAGUUUAA